This is a messenger RNA of Puma concolor (puma), 2505 nucleotides long. It is a transcript of the gene STRIP2, whose product is annotated as striatin interacting protein 2. Gene Ontology annotation, biological process: cytoskeleton organization. Gene Ontology annotation, cellular component: cytosol. NCBI's taxonomy places the organism in Eukaryota, Metazoa, Chordata, Mammalia, Carnivora, Felidae. The record is from RefSeq and is a predicted model, not a curated record.
AUGGAGGACCCCGCGGCGCCCGGGGCCGGAAGCGCGUCCACCAAUGGCAACGGCAACGGCGGCGGCAAAGGGAAGCAGACGGCACCCAAGGGCCGGGAAGCGUUCAGAAGCCAGCGGCGGGAGUCGGAGGGCUCUGUGGACUGCCCCACUCUGGAAUUUGAGUAUGGAGAUGCAGAUGGGCACGCAGCAGAGUUGUCAGAAUUAUAUAGCUACACUGAAAACCUGGAAUUUACCACUAACAGGAGGUGCUUUGAAGAAGAUUUCAAGACUCAAGUGCAGGGCAAGGAGUGGCUGGAAUUGGAGGAAGAUGCUCAGAAGGCCUAUGUGAUGGGACUCCUAGACCGACUGGAGGUGGUCAGUAGGGAACGGCGACUGAAGGUGGCCCGGGCUGUUCUCUACCUGGCCCAAGGCACUUUUGGGGAAUGUGAUUCAGAGGUCGAUGUGCUACACUGGUCCAGGUACAACUGCUUCCUGCUCUAUCAGAUGGGGACCUUCUCGGCCUUCCUGGAGCUGCUCCACAUGGAAAUCGACAACAGCCAGGCCUGUAGCAGUGCUCUUCGGAAACCAGCCAUCUCCAUUGCUGAUAGCACAGAGCUCAGGGUGCUGCUGAGUGUCAUGUACCUAUUGGUGGAAAAUAUCCGCCUGGAGCGAGAGACAGACUCCUGCCGGUGGAGGACAGCACGAGAGACCUUCCGCACUGAAUUGAGCUUCUCCAUGCAUAAUGAGGAGCCUUUUGCCCUUCUGCUUUUCUCCAUGGUUACCAAGUUCUGCAGCGGCCUGGCUCCCCACUUCCCCAUAAAGAAGGUCCUGCUUUUGCUCUGGAAGGUAGUCAUGUUUACCCUCGGUGGAUUUGAGCAUCUACAGGUUCUCAAAGUACAGAAGCGGGCAGAACUGGGGCUGCCUCCACUGGCUGAAGAUAGCAUCCAGGUGGUGAAGAGCAUGCGUGCCGCCUCCCCGCCCUCUUAUACCCUCGACCUGGGGGAGUCUCAACUGGCACCACCACCCUCUAAGCUGCGAGGCCGUCGUGGUUCUCGAAGGCAACUCCUCACUAAGCAAGAUAGCCUGGACAUCUACAAUGAAAGAGAUCUCUUUAAGACUGAGGAACCAGCCACAGAGGAGGAAGAGGAGUCUGCUGGUGAUGGAGAACGAACCUUAGAUGGAGAGUUAGACCUGCUAGAGCAAGACCCGCUGGUGCCACCUCCACCUUCACAGGCACCCCUUUCUGCUGAGCGGGUGGCCUUUCCCAAGGGCCUACCUUGGGCCCCAAAGGUCAGACAGAAGGACAUUGAGCACUUCUUGGAGAUGAGCAGGAACAAAUUCAUCGGAUUCACUCUGGGGCAGGACACAGACACCUUGGUUGGAUUACCCAGGCCCAUCCAUGAGAGUGUGAAGACUUUAAAGCAGCACAAGUACAUCUCCAUUGCAGAUGUUCAGAUCAAGAAUGAGGAGGACCUGGAGAAGUGCCCCAUGUCUUUGGGGGAAGAGGUGGUACCAGAGACACCAUGUGAAAUCCUCUACCAAGGCAUGCUCUACAGCCUCCCCCAGUACAUGAUUGCUCUGCUUAAGAUUCUACUGGCUGCAGCCCCCACCUCCAAGGCUAAGACAGACUCUAUCAAUAUCCUGGCUGAUGUCCUGCCUGAGGAGAUGCCCAUCACUGUUCUUCAGAGCAUGAAGUUGGGAAUCGAUGUGAACAGGCACAAGGAGAUCAUCGUAAAGAGUAUCUCUGCUCUGCUCCUGCUACUCCUCAAACACUUCAAACUGAACCAUAUCUACCAGUUUGAAUAUGUAUCACAACAUUUGGUAUUUGCCAACUGCAUUCCUUUGAUCCUGAAGUUCUUCAAUCAAAAUAUCUUGUCCUACAUCACUGCCAAAAACAGCAUCUCAGUCCUGGAUUACCCUUGCUGUACCAUCCAGGAUUUGCCGGAGCUUACUACAGAGAGUCUGGAAGCUGGAGACAACAACCAGUUCUGCUGGAGGAACCUCUUUUCCUGCAUCAACCUUCUGAGGCUGCUCAAUAAACUGACCAAAUGGAAGCAUUCCAGAACCAUGAUGCUGGUGGUAUUCAAAUCAGCUCCAAUCUUAAAGCGGGCCCUCAAGGUCAAACAGGCCAUGCUGCAACUUUAUGUUCUGAAGCUGCUAAAAAUACAGACCAAGUACUUGGGGCGCCAGUGGAGAAAAAGCAACAUGAAAACCAUGUCGGCCAUCUACCAGAAAGUACGCCACCGCAUGAAUGAUGACUGGGCUUAUGGGAAUGACAUCGAUGCCAGGCCAUGGGACUUCCAAGCAGAAGAAUGCACUUUGAGGGCCAACAUUGAGGCUUUUAACAGCCGCCGGUAUGACAAACCCCAGGACUCUGAAUUUUCACCUGUGGAUAACUGCUUGCAGAGUGUGCUGGGGCAGAGGUUGGAUCUGCCUGAGGAUUUCCACUAUUCAUAUGAGCUCUGGCUGGAGAGAGAGGUGUUUUCACAGCCCAUCUGUUGGGAGGAGCUGCUCCAGAAUCACUGA